This is a messenger RNA of Didymodactylos carnosus, 2688 nucleotides long. The record is from the annotation of a GenBank genome assembly. Lineage: Eukaryota; Metazoa; Rotifera; Eurotatoria; Philodinida; Philodinidae.
AUGAAAACGGAAAAAGCAAUUGAACAGUAUGAAAGAGAAUCUUCAUCAACAAGCCGAAAAUUACCAACAGAAUGGUAUCAACAAGAGCCAUUGAACGAAUCAAAUGAAUACGAUGAACAACUAGUUGAGCAUAUUACAUUUGAGAAAGAAUUAGACAAUAUGGAAGAAGACACUUUAAGAAGACAACAUCCAUAUCCGCGCACGAUUCCAUCAUCACCUAUAAGAAUAACACCACUCUAUACAACUGUUAAUGAAAAUUUAACAGGAAAACAACAACAAGCAUUGUCAUCAAAGGUAAAUCUUAAUAAUAUUGAGUGUGAUGAUAAUAAUGUUUUCAAUGAUGUUGACAAGAGGUUUGAAGUUUUUAAUGAUCACCAUCAUGAACUUUCAAUUAGUAAUAGCUCUACAUGUAGUAGUAGCAAUACUAAUGCCGAAUGUUAUGAUGAUCACAUUCUUUUAAAUUGUAAUAAUUCUAACUUCAUUAAUUUAAAUGAUUUACAACUAACAACAAUAAGUCACUGUUCACCAACAAGUGAUUAUGAAACCGAUUCACUUGAUAAACAAAGUUCGUCUGAUAGUAAUACACGCACAUCGUUUUUUUUUACCACCGCUACAACAACAACAACAACAGCUGAUGAUGAUAAUAAAAUUCAAGAAGAACUGCAACAUACACAUACAAUUCCAUGCACAUCCUCCUCGUCUUCUAUCACGUCUCCAUUGUCCUCAUUACCCCCUCAAAAUCAACAAAAUAUUGUCGAUUUAUUAAAUGUAUUAGCAACGCAUGUGAGUGCAUUGCAUGUUCCACCAUCAAUACAAGAUUUACAAGAUGCUAGUUCACAUACGACUGCUGUAACUGCAGCUGACACAGUUGAACAAUUGAAUAAUGUUGCUAAAGAAUUAUUAAUCACAUUGGGUUUUGGUAAAGACGAAAAAAUACCUCUACCAUCAGUAUUUAUACCGUCCAAUGAUAAAUAUGUUACCACUAAUCUCGAACAGCAAUUACAAGCGUAUGAAACUACCACUGUGAUGCAAACGAAAAUGGACGAAACAACGGUAAAUAUUGAUAAUCAACAAUCAUCAACACAAGCUCAACAGGCGCAUGUUGUCAUUAACAACCCAUCUAAUAUUGAAUACAAAACUCCCGUUGUAAGAGAAAUUCCUCAUCAAGAAUAUCUGUCAAGUUUUAUGCACCAACUUGAUAAUAUUCCAGGUGUUGAACAACAAUUGUCUAUAAACACUUCACAAGAAAAUGAUACGAUCAAAUUAAGAACUGCUAUGUGUAAGGAAAUGAUGAAUCACGAGUACGUCGCACGUUUUAUGCAACAAUUACUUCCAUUCGAACCAAUUUCCAUUGCUACUCAAGCGUUAUAUGAAUCUGAGUGUAAGAAUAUGGAAAAAACAACCAAACAAUUGCUCUAUUCUGUCCAGAAUCGUAUGGAACAAUUUGAAAAUGCUGUAUUACUCUAUUCACACCGUUUACAGCAUGAUCUUGAUUUAUCUGAAAAUGAACAACAGUCAUUAAAUUUUCUUGAUGAACCAGCUCAAUUUUUGUUACCAGUUGUCAAUGAAAUUCCAAUAUACAGUACAAAUUUUUCUUACGAUUAUUCACUUGUUCCCCACGAUAGUAUACCACAUAUUGUUGUACCAUUGACACAUAAUUAUAAUGAUCAUUAUGUAAACAUCAAUUAUGCACAAACUCUGUUGUCAGGAACAUUAAAUAUGUUGAAAGAAAAUAUUGAUUUUAACAACGAUGAAGAGACCAAUAGUUUCAUGAAUCGUUCAAUUAAUCUCGAUAACACUGAACAUUAUCAUAUACAACCAUUAUAUUCGUAUCCCGAAACAUUUUAUGCACAAAUCACAGAGCCACCACAUUCAAUGGCAAUGGCAAAUCAAUCGAACUUAAACGACAAUAGUAAUGAUAGAUCAAAAUCAUUUAGUGAAAAUGAACAACUGAUUGACAGUUUAAAUAAAACAACCGUCGAAGAACAUGAACGUGUUUAUGCUACCAAAUCAGAAUAUACUGAGCUUAAUAAUGAACAAUCAAUAAAGAUCAAUGAUAGUCAAAUAUCAGAAAAAAAUUUAAAUAUAAUAAUAGUAAACAAACAAGAACAUGAAUGUAGUUCAAUGUUAGAAUACGAUGAGCAUGUUAAAGAAGAAACGAUUCGACAAUUAUUCUUAAAAAAUUUAUAUGUGCCUAUCGAAGAAGAAAAAGACAAGAAUGUACUAUCCAUGAAUAAAAAUGUUGUCUAUAAAUCGCCAACAUCUAAUGAACACAUUUUCACCGUAGAAAAUUCAAACAAGUCUACUGAUGAUAAUCGAAACCAUUGUGUUUCACAUUUAUCACCGUUAACUGAACAUGUACUCCAUACAACCUCUCAACCAUUUAUUAAUCUAUUAACAACAAUGGUAACAUCAGAUUCAGUGUACAAUAUUUCUGCAACAAGUCCCGAACAAUACCAACAAGCCAAUGAGUUAUUAUCUAUGGAACAAGAUAGUAUUGAGGAAAAUUUCAGUACUCAAUCAUCAAAAUUGAUCCAAACAAAUCAUCAAAAUAUCAGUUUUAUUUCAGACGAUACUAUAAAUCCAUCAGAAUUCAUAGCAGAAGUUCUGGAUAAUCGACAUGAGCAGCAUUUAAACAUUAGUCUGCUUCAGCUCUGCAUGUCAUCCACAGUUAAGUUUGAUAAUUAA